UUAUGUCGUGUCCUAAAUUUUGCGCUUAGCUUUCAUAAAAUUUAAGUUUUUACCGUAAUAACUUGAUUAGUAAGUACGAGCUGUAUAUGCUUUUAUCGGAAAAUUGUCUAGAUAUUAACUAGUACUUUAGGGAAUGCCGAUGCUAGACUUCUGUGGACAUUUUGAUGGGAAAAGAACAUUUCAAGAAAGGUAUCCAGAAAGCGUAUGCACUUGCAGGAACCACGACAAGCAAGUACCUUUUCUGCUUGCACCCCCACGAUUGUCGCUGGAGAUUCAGCGGGGAAACCAACCAGAGAAGAUCCAGAUGACCAGCAGGAAGUGGACAACCACGUACAAAGAGAGCGAAAAGGAGCAGUUCCAGCGCAAAAAGAGAAUUGCUUACGCCAUCACAGGUAUCGUGGUUGUCGUCUGCGCUGGAGUUCUAUCCGGUAUGAUCAUUUGGUUUGUCCUCCGCGACCCUCCACCCUCGUUAACCCAGCUGCCUCUCAGUGUCCCUAGCGGCAAUGCCUCGCUCCAUAUCCCGACAAAAGGACCCAUAACCUUGACUCUGCCGUUGCCCGGAAAAUCGUACCGGCAGAAUGUCGUAAUGGGCAGCGUUCUCGGAGACAAUUCCGAACUCUUACAAUGCGAAAACACCCCGGCGUCAUGGUCGUGCUAUCAGUUUACCAGUGACCAGCGGAGGUACUCGCUGUCGUUCAAAAGUGAAGAUUUUGGCAACGACACCUCGCUACAGUGUACCUCCGCGGCGUGGAGUACACCGUCGUUGGAUGGAGAGUUAACAGACUGCAUUGAUCUGGGUUCGUCACACUGGUUCGGAGGCGGAUUGCUGUUUGCUCAGCACUGGCCCAUGCAACUGCAGAAACCGAUGACCCCCUUUGUUUCCGGCGAUAUUUUACAAGUUCCUACGGACUAUGGCGGAGUUUUGGAGCCCUAUUGGGUAUCCACGGAUGGAGUGGGUGUAAUUGUGGAUUACAAUGCGAAGGAUCAACCGCUGCAUACAUCGUGGAAUGCCAGUGGCAAUGAUCGGCUGUGCUUUUCUUCCCGGUUGGCGAAUUCACUGUACAAGCACGCCGGUCAACGCGAACUACGGUUGAAUUAUAAAGUCUGCACGGCAAAAAAUGUGGUAGAACUCCAUAAAGGUAUUUUGAAGUAUGUAAAGCCCUGGAGUAAACCCGCUGGUAUUCCAUCCCGGAAUCUCUUUGAGAAGCCAAUCUGGAGUACAUGGGUAUCAUACAAAACGAAUGUAUCCCAGAAUAACGUUAUGGAUUUCAUUACGGACAUUGUGAGGAGGAAUUUCACAGCUAGUAAUAUCGAAAUUGACGAUGGAUACCAAGAGAAAUAUGGAGAUUUCACAUUCAAUGCUGCGAAAUUUAGUAACGUUAGCCAAGUCGUGGAAUUCAGUCAUAGAAAGGGAUUUAAGGUCACCGUUUGGGUAUAUCCGUUCGUUAAUGCGGACUCGGCAUCUUUUUCGGAAGGAUACGAUAAUAAAUAUUUUGUGAUGAGCCCCAAUUCGUCAAGAAAUAUUCCGGCAAUGACUUCGUGGUGGCAAGGCAAGCUGGCAUCUUUGGUAGAUUUCACGAAUCAAAAAGCAUCGAACUGGUAUUUUAAUAAGCUAAACGAUUUUCGGCAUAAAUAUAAUUUUGAAUCAUUCAAAUUUGACGGAGGUGAAGCUAACUGGAUGCCAUUUUGUCGAACCUUUGACGAAGAUGCGGUAAGUCCGGAUUAUUACGGACGUAUAUAUGCACAGCAAGCGGCUGAACGUAUCGGAAAUGGUCUGGAGGUUAGAGUCGGGCUUCACAAUCAGCAACUACCAAUUUUUGUGCGUAUGUUGGAUAAAGAUUCGGUUGUCGGAUACGAUAAUGGCUUGAAGACUCUGAUUCCAACCGCGCUUACCUUUGGCUUGUUGGGUUAUCCUUUUGUACUGCCCGACAUGAUUGGAGGAAAUGCAUACAGAAAUCUGUCUCAAGGGAAUAACCAAAUGCAGGGAUUAUUAGAAAGUCAAUAUCCGAAUGACCGGCUCUAUUUGCGAUGGCUAGGCGCAACAGUAUUUAUGCCUAGUCUGCAGUUCUCAAUCACUCCCUGGUACUACGAAUCGCGAUCGAAAUAUGAUCCAACCGAGAUAUCCAAAAGGCUACUCCAGCUUCGGGAGCCUUAUACGGAGUUGUUCGUCCGACUAGCAAAUGAAGCAGUUACGACAGGAUAUCCCAUUAUACGGCCUCUCUGGUGGAUUAACGGCGAUGAUGCGACUAGCUGGACUGUGGAUGAUCAGUUCCUGGUUGGCGAUGACCUUAUGGUGGCCCCUAUUGUUGACGACGAGUUUGACUAUCGUACGAUAUAUGUUCCACCCGGUGAAUGGCAGGAUGUGUUAUUACAAAGAAAUAUCACCGGGCCACUGACGUUGAAUCCUUACACAGCUAACCUGGAUCAGGUUCCUAUUUUUAAGCGCUGGCCUAAGUGAAAAAUCAAAAUUGUCUGUGAUAACUGAUAAAUUACAUGCAUGGCCUCUGCUUUUAUUAAAUGGCUUCUUGAAAAAUCGAGAUUAGUCGUACUAGCAUUAGUCGUACUUCGUACUAUAUAAAAACCAACAAAAACCGGAAUGAAAAGGGAUAAAUAUUAAACUGGUU
Messenger RNA from Paramacrobiotus metropolitanus, 2624 nucleotides. RefSeq names its product myogenesis-regulating glycosidase-like. Lineage: Eukaryota; Metazoa; Tardigrada; Eutardigrada; Parachela; Macrobiotidae. Gene Ontology annotation, biological process: carbohydrate metabolic process. The transcript has 5 exons. The record is from RefSeq and is a predicted model, not a curated record. Gene Ontology annotation, molecular function: hydrolase activity, hydrolyzing O-glycosyl compounds. Bases 134 to 2458 code for a protein of 774 amino acids.